AGUAUUGAUAGCGUAUUUCGAUAUUUAUUACUUAUUCAAAAAAAGAAAUACGCAGCAUUAGAAAUGAACAAAUUACCAAACGGACAAAUAGAAUUAUCACUAAUUUAUAAAGGUUUAUUAAUAGCACGGAGAGAUUGGUGUCCAUUGUCUGUUCAAAUUGGAAAAGAUAUAUUGCACAUUAUUUUGUCUGAUGCAUCGAUUCAAACGAAAAAUAAUUCCAUUCAUGAAUUGUUCAAAAAUAUUUCAAAAAUGAUCAGGGAAAAUAAUAUACCCGUGUCAUCUUUUUUAAUAUCUAAAAACUUAUCGAGAAAUCUUAAUAAUUAUCAGGAUAAUAAUCAGCUACAUAUACAGGUAGCUAGAAGAUUAAAUGAAAGAAGUGGAAGAAUAUGGAAAGUUGGUGAUACUGUGUCUUACGUGAUAUGCAAGGACGAAUCAAAUGUCCAGAAAUCAUAUGAUAUAAAUGAAUUUAAAGAGGACAAAUCUUUAAAGAUUGAUAUCAAUUAUUAUUUAACGAAACAAUUUUUACCUGUUUUAUCAACAAUUUGUGAACCAAUUAUGAAAAUAGACAAGAAGUUAAUUGAAAAUUUAGUAAAGGAAGAGAUAGAAACAGAGACAUCAAAAAACAUUGAAGGAAAAACCGUAACCCAAGGCGAAUUAAAUCAUUGCAAAGCUUUUACAUUUAAAUGCCGAAAUUGUAAAACUGAUAUUACAAUUACAAAUAUUUUGUCUAAUUCUUCUAAUGAUUGUCAACUAUUUUUACAAACUACUUGUUCGAAUGAUAAAUGUAAAACUCCUUUAUGGAAAAAUGCUAGAACUAUAGCUGAUGAAUUGCAACUUAGUAUAAAAAAGGCUAUAGAUAUGUAUGAUUUGAGUGGUUUUAAAUGUGAGAAUCCUAAAUGUAAUUAUGAAACUAAAUGGCCUCCAUUAGAUUCAUCGACGAAACUCGAGUGUAAAAUUUGUAAAAAAUCUUAUUUAUCUAGAAAAUAUACUAAAUUAAAUUUGCAAGAUCAAAUAAAUUUCUAUCGUGAUAUCUUUGAUCUCAGUAAAUUACAAAAUGAAUCUUUGGUGAAUACUUGCUCUCAAGAAGUAAUAUCAACUUAUAAUAUGCUUAAGGAUAAUGUUAAUAAAUAUGUUGAAAUAUAUUCCAACUCGAUUGUGAGUCUCGAUCAAUUGUUUCGUUAUAAGUUUAAAAAACAUUCAGAGAAUAAUAUAGAUUUUAAUAUUUCUUUCAAUGAUUAUAUUCAUGCGGAGGAUGAUAAAUAAAUGGAAAUGUAUUUCGUUAACACGUUAAGUACUAGUCAAUGUAUGGGGCCUUUGUAAUUAUAUUUAUUUAUAAUUACAUAAAGUACUUGUA
This is a messenger RNA of Polistes dominula (European paper wasp), 1354 nucleotides long. RefSeq names its product DNA polymerase alpha catalytic subunit-like. Gene Ontology annotation, biological process: leading strand elongation; mitotic DNA replication initiation; DNA replication. Gene Ontology annotation, cellular component: alpha DNA polymerase:primase complex. The record is from RefSeq and is a predicted model, not a curated record. Gene Ontology annotation, molecular function: DNA replication origin binding; nucleotide binding; chromatin binding. NCBI's taxonomy places the organism in Eukaryota, Metazoa, Arthropoda, Insecta, Hymenoptera, Vespidae.